Molecule: messenger RNA, 1592 nt
Organism: Hymenoscyphus albidus
Lineage: Eukaryota; Fungi; Ascomycota; Leotiomycetes; Helotiales; Helotiaceae
Source: the annotation of a GenBank genome assembly
CCACACAAGAACGGUGUGAUCUACGGAUUAAUUCAGUCCGGCCUUUUUCCUUCUGGGCAUUUGGGGAUGAUGGAUCGAAGAGGGGCAGGAUUGAGAUGAGAGGAGAAAUCCCUUGGUGGACUGCCAGGUUGUUGACCAGCACCAGCCUAUUUGUACCGUGUUUUUCCCCUCUCUUUUGUUGCAUCUAGCUUGCCAACCAUUUGUACGUUCGCUUUUCUACUGUCAAGUUUUGGGUUUUGGGCUUGUUGCCACGUUCUUUAACCAUGAUGUUGUUGCGAAGUUUUGCAGUUCUCCUUCUGGGACCUGUUGCUGCUGUCCAUGCUUUGACGUACAAAGGUGUGGAUUGGUCCUCAACUUUGAUGCUGGAGAAUUCUGGAAAGACUUUCAAGACUAGCUCUGGUGCGACGCAGCCUUUCGAGAAGAUUCUCAAGUCAAGUGGUGUGAAUACUGUCCGGCAACGAUUAUGGGUCAAUCCUUCCGAUGGGGUCUACAACUUGGAUUACAAUAUCAAGCUUGGGAAGCGGGCUGUGGCUGCUGGAUUGAAUGUCUACCUUGAUUUGCAUUACAGCGACACUUGGGCGGAUCCUGCUCACCAGGUAAGUUUUUGCUCUGAGGAUAUUUGAAAGAUAGUCGAAGGUAAACUGCUAACUUUCAUAGACCACACCCAAAGGUUGGCCAUCAAACAUAAAUGACCUCGCAUGGGAAGUCUACAACUACACCCUCGCAAGCUGCAACUCCUUCCAAUCAAACGGCAUUCCCCUCUCCAUAAUAUCCAUCGGCAACGAGAUCACAGACGGCAUGCUCUUCCCCCUGGGCAAAAGCGCCAACGCCUACAACUUCGCGCGCCUCCUCCACUCCGCCUCCUCGGGCGUAAAAGACUCGAACCUAUCCCCCAAGCCCAAGAUCAUGGUGCAUACUGACAACGGCUGGAACUGGGAGACGCAGAAAUGGUUCUACACCCUGAUCCUCAACCAAGGCGUCUUCCUCAACACUGAUUUCGACAUGAUCGGGCUCUCCUACUACCCCUUCUACAACGCCAACGCGCAGCUCGCAAACAUCAAAUCGAGCAUGGUGAACAUCGCCAACACGUUCAAGAAACAGGUGGUUAUUGCCGAGACGAAUUGGCCGGUUUCUUGCUCGAAUCCUUUGUAUCCGUUCCCGAGCGAUACCUCGUCUAUUGCUAAGAGCGUAGAUGGACAGACGAGUUGGAUGAAGACUGUUGCUGCGGCUGUGGCGGCGGUGCCUUCUUCUUUGGGGGCGGGCAUCUUUUAUUGGGAGCCGGGAUGGGUCGGGAAUGGGGGACUUGGAAGUAGUUGUGCGGACAACUUGAUGGUGGAGAAUAAUGGGAAUGCUAGGAGUAGUUUUUCGGUUUUUGGAUCGAUUUAGGGGGGCCAAAGGGUUAGGUUCUAUCUUCCUCUUCUUCCGUAUAUAUUUUUGGUGAUGAGUUGUAUGUAUUAUGUAAAUAGUCUGGCUAACGUCACUGAAGCCUGAAGAAGCUUAAGCGAGCGAAAAGAAUAUAAACAUAUGGUACCUGGCUGAAAAGCUCAGAGAAACAAAGACUGUUUAUUAUUUGAUUCCAUGGAGGAGAAGGA